AUGGUUGAAGAGAUGAAACAAUUCUUCAUUCUUGCAACCUUGUUAACAAUAGUUCUAAUUUCAUCUACCCUUGUCCCAUUUGUGGUUUGUGAACCAGAGGUCAUACCUGCGGAUUCAUCUAAACUUGACGAAUGGAUUGGCCAAAACAUCAAAGAAUACGUAGAAACAAAAAGUUUGAAUGACGAAAAAGGUGCUCGUUUGGACGAUGUUUUGGCCACCGCGGAGGCUGGUUUUCAAGUGAUAACUGUCAGGAAAGAUGGUAAGGGAGAUUUUAAGACGAUUUCUAAUGCAGUGAAAAGCAUUCCAUCAGGGAACACAAAGAGGAUGGUAAUUAAAAUUGAAGCAGGUGAGUAUCGAGAAAAGAUCACCAUUGAUAUGUCCAAGAGGUUUAUAACGUUUUUUGGGGAUCCAAAAAGCAUGCCAAAGAUUGUGUUUGAUGGAACAGCAGCCAAAUAUGGCACGGUGGAUAGCGCUACUGUGGCCGUAGAGAGUGACUACUUUGUGGCUAUUAACAUUGAAUUUGUCAAUUCAUCUCCAAUGCCGGAUGCCAAAAGAGACGAUCAACAGGCAGUGGCCUUGAGAAUAUCAGGAGAUAAGGCUGCGUUCCAUAACUGCAAGUUCAUUGGUUAUCAAGACACCUUAUGUGAUUUUGUUGGCAGACAUUUGUUCAGAGACUGUUACAUUGAAGGCACCGUUGAUUUCAUCUUUGGAGAUGGCCAAUCCUUAUACUUGAACUCGACUAUAAAAUCGGUGGCAAAAGAUUUAUCAGUAAUAACAGCACAUGGCAGACAAGACGUGAGCGGCUCAAGUGGAUUCGCAUUUGUCCAUUGCAAAAUAAUCGGCAGUGGUGACACAUACCUUGGGCGGGCAUGGAAGAAAAGCCCUAGGGUGAUAUUUGCUUACACAUACAUGGGUGAACACAUCAACGACCAAGGAUGGCUUAAUGGCAUGGCUGGAGAAUCUAAAAACAGUCAAAAAAACGUAUAUUAUGGAGAGUACAAGUGCAUGGGACCAGGUGCUGAUUCUACUGGUCGAGCCAAAUUUGCCAAGAUACUAUCAGAUAAAGAAGCUGAGCCCUUUUUAAGCAUGACUUACCUCAAUGGAAACAAGUGGGUUCUUCCACCUCCCAAGGUGUGA
Molecule: messenger RNA, 1137 nt
Organism: Mangifera indica (mango)
Lineage: Eukaryota; Viridiplantae; Streptophyta; Magnoliopsida; Sapindales; Anacardiaceae
Product: putative pectinesterase 63
Exons: 4
Coding region: 1-1137 (378 amino acids)
Biological process (GO): cell wall modification
Molecular function (GO): pectinesterase activity
Source: RefSeq, a predicted model, not a curated record